Nelumbo nucifera (sacred lotus) is the source of this 1321-nucleotide messenger RNA. RefSeq lists its product as uncharacterized. NCBI's taxonomy places the organism in Eukaryota, Viridiplantae, Streptophyta, Magnoliopsida, Proteales, Nelumbonaceae. The record is from RefSeq and is a predicted model, not a curated record. Gene Ontology annotation, molecular function: RNA binding.
GUUGCAUCAAUCAUCAAUUCUUCUCGACGACGGAGAUGUCUCAAGAGGGAGAGCAGCAGAGAAACACCGCUUCCGUUACGGAAGAAGGAGAUGGACAAGGGAGAGGUGCGAAGCGUGGCCGGAAUGAGGAGGAAUUGAACGCCGUCGAACGUGGUGGCUCCGGCGAUGCUCCGUCGCCGAAGCGUGUUGCCAAGUCCCAUGAGGUGUUGUUCAGGAUCGUCGUCCCUUCGAGGCAGAUCGGGAAAGUGAUUGGUAAACAAGGAUGCCGAAUCCAGAAGAUCCGAGAAGAAACCAAAGCUAUGAUCAAGAUAGCCGAUGCCAUUGCCCCUUAUGAAGAGCGUGUAAUAAUUAUCAGUUCUAAAGAUGAUGAUAGCAAAGUUUCUGAUGCGGAACAUGCGCUUCAUCAUAUAGCCAAGGUUAUUCUCCAGGAUGAUGGCAAUGCUGAACCAGCAAAUAUCAGUGCAGGGCAUAUGGCUACCAGUAUGAUUCGGCUUUUGAUUGCAGGAUCCCAAGCUGGUUGUCUAAUUGGGAUGUCCGGUCAGAAUAUUGCAAACUUAAGGAAUAGCUCGGGUGCCUCAAUAAUGAUUCUGGCUCAAAAUCAGUUUCCUUUAUGUGCAUCUGCUCAUGAAUCUGAUCGUUUGGUGCAGAUAUCAGGUGAUGUCCCGGAAGUGCUAAAAGCUGUGGAGCAGAUUGGUUAUCAACUAAGGGAAAACCCACCCAAAAAAAUCAUUUCUGUCAGACCGCAAUACAACUUAAACCAUUUAAACCAAUCAUACUUGGCUCCAGUUCCAGCUGAUUAUGUAACCUUGGAGAUAAUGAUUCCGGAGUCGAUGGUUGGUGGAUUGAUUGGCAAGUGUGGCGCCAACAUUUCAAAAAUAAGAUACGAAUCUGGAGCGACAAUUAAGGUUUCUGGUGAGCGGGGUGAACAAGCACAGAGGCAAAUCCAUUUUGGUGGUAGCGCUCAACAGGUAGCAUGGGCAAAGAAGCUGGUAGAUGAUUACAUCUUUUCCCAGGCAAUACGGCAGAGUGGUUCUUAACAGCCGUCGUAUCAUAUAUGUCUUGCCUUCGGCUGCUCACAUUACCUUCGUGUGUUGUAAAGUUUCAUAGCUUAUAGAUGGUUUAGUGAACAUCAAGACAGUAACAACAAAUUAACAGCCUUCAAACUGUCCAAAGCUCUUGAGGAAAUUUUCUUAAUUCGGCUUAAUGCGGUUCUUUCACAAAACUGCUUUGUAGUUGCUACUUUGUUCUUUGUUGUAGAUAUUUGAUCUGCUUUGCGUAUUGCGCAUUGUUUUUUUGGGUAUAUAUGGGUUUUCUGAGUGAA